Prunus armeniaca (apricot) is the source of this 291-nucleotide messenger RNA. The record is from the annotation of a GenBank genome assembly. NCBI's taxonomy places the organism in Eukaryota, Viridiplantae, Streptophyta, Magnoliopsida, Rosales, Rosaceae.
AUGUUUCAAGAGAACAAGUGGAGUUACUUCAAGAAAGCUGUGGAUGAUUAUGCAGAGAUGAAUACAAGACCAUUACAACCUCCCAAUUGCCGAGAAAUCAAGCACUAUGUCCUGUCGUUAAGUGAUGCACCAAGCCCCCAUGAAGGCAACCACGGCCCCAAGCAAUAUAGGUCAGUUAGGGCACAAAGCCCCAAGGAAUCUGUCCCAAAUAAUGCACCAAAACCAAGCCCUAAGCAAUCUUUCAGAUUAUUUACGCACAUAACAGUGUGUAUCUUCGCAUAUCUUCUCUAA